GCUCUCUUUCUCUUUCUCUUUCUCUUUCUCUUUCUCAUUUGUAUAUAUAAUCACACAAUACUCGUGAAAGAGGACGAAACGCGUUUUUGCACGGAAUCAAUCCAAUCUUCAAUUUCAUGGAAAUGAAUCGUUCAGUGUGUUUAAAUUUCGCCUAAGUUCUCAGGAUUUUUUUUUUAUUUUUUUUGGUUUCUCUUGAAUCGUUUGAGUUUGAUACCGAGAGAUAAAUAUAAUCAUCGACGGUGAGAUUUGGGAGCAACAAUGGGGAUGGACUUGAGGGUUGUUCCGGCGGAGGAAUGGUGGGACCGAGGGAGCCACGACGGUGAACGUGACCUAGGUCUAAUGGUUACAGAUUUCCUGGAGACGGGCGGUGGUGGGAGCGGUGGCGCUGCUCCUGGUGAUUCCUGGUGCAGCAGCGACAGCGAUUCUGGAUUUCCCGAUCCUUCUUACCUUUCCGAUAAGAUUCAGUUUCUGAAGUACUCUAUGCCUCAGCACGAAACCGAGGUUCUCUCGGCGGUUCGUUCCCUGAUGCUUACUAUUAAAGAGAAAGAUCUUCACUCUGUUAAAUCCGGUACAUGUAACGUCAGUUGCAUCAGGUUUUAUCUCGCAAAGCUCUUAAGACUUUCUGGAUAUGAUGCUGCUGUUUGUUCAGCAAGAUGGCAAGGCGGUGGCAAAGUUCCUGGUGGAGACAAUGAAUACAUAGAUAUCAUAUUGAGUGACACUGUUGUUGGCCAAGACGACCGUUUGAUUGUCGACAUUGAUUUCAGAAGUCACUUUGAAAUCGCAAGAGCCGUGGAUUCUUACCAACGGAUAAUGGAAUCACUCCCAGUGGUCUAUGUAGGAACGGUUGCAAGACUAAACCAGUUCCUACAAGUAAUGGUUGAUGCAGCUAAAUUCUCCUUAAAGCAGAACUCAAUGCCGUUGCCUCCAUGGAGAUCGCUGAACUACCUGCAAUCCAAAUGGCAUUCGCCUCACAAGAGGCAUCUCGGACCGAUCAGUCAAGAAGGUCUCGGAAUGUUCUCACCGGGAUUGCACAGACAGUGUGCUGAGAAUUUAAAGAGGCUUCAGUUUGCUCUCCACGCUGAACAAGAGGCCGAGAGAUUCAUGAGAAGAAGAGUGGUUUUAGCCGCAGGAUCAAACCCGAGAGAAUGAGAAUCCAUGGGGCUCCUGCUACUUGAAUAGUUUGUACAGAGGUUUUUUGGGGCAUCAAGAAGCCAAAGAAUUUUGCUCUGUUGAGUUUUUUCUGAGUAUAAUAUUUUUUUUUUGCGGCUGAGUGUUUUAUCUCUAUAUAAUUAUUUUAAGAAAUAAUUGAAAAAAACGAACUUUACGUUAUGUUAUUACAAAUAACAAGAGAUAAUUAAAUAAAAAAGAUGUACAACGGUCUUUCAAAAUGAUUGAAGAGAAUAUUGAAAGUAUUUUGUUUUCUACAGUA
This is a messenger RNA of Eutrema salsugineum, 1429 nucleotides long. RefSeq lists its product as uncharacterized. The record is from RefSeq and is a predicted model, not a curated record. Lineage: Eukaryota; Viridiplantae; Streptophyta; Magnoliopsida; Brassicales; Brassicaceae. The coding region runs from base 259 to 1149 and encodes 296 amino acids. The transcript has 3 exons.